Messenger RNA from Amblyraja radiata (thorny skate), 953 nucleotides. RefSeq names its product phosphatidylethanolamine binding protein 4 (gene pebp4). The record is from RefSeq and is a predicted model, not a curated record. The transcript is spliced from 7 exons. The coding region runs from base 82 to 720 and encodes 212 amino acids. NCBI's taxonomy places the organism in Eukaryota, Metazoa, Chordata, Chondrichthyes, Rajiformes, Rajidae.
CAACUGGCCUUGCAGGAGGCGUCGUGCUUGUCGCGUGACAUUUCAUUUUUUAUAUGUAUAUAUAUAUUUUUUAAAAGAAGCAUGCUUAUCGUUAACAGGAUGAAGCAGCUUGUAUAUUUUCUUCUGGUUGGAUUGAACAUUCUUUCUCAUAUGGAAGUGGAUUCAUCCGUCGAUUUGGAAGAAUCAAUAUGUAUUUUUAAAAACGGCGGUGACAGCAGUAUUUGCAGGGGUGAUCUCCAAGUGAUUUAUCCAGAAUUGGGAAAUGCAGCAUGCAUCGUCAUCCCAAAAUGUCAUAAUUUCCGAAAGCUCCUGAGCAAAAAAUGGAGCGCACCAAAUGUUAGAUUUCCUGAUGCCAUGGAGGAUGCAAUGUAUGUGCUGUUAAUGGUGGAUCCUGAUGCUCCAAGCAGGGAGCAUCCAACAUUCCGUUACUGGAGACAUUGGUUGGUGACUAAAAUACAUGGUAGAGAACUCCAGCUUGGAGAAGUUAGAGGCACAGUUCUCACAGCGUAUACACCUCCCAACCCUCCAUCUGGCACAGGCUACCACCGUUACCAGUUCUUCCUUUAUGAGCAACCAGUCAGCAGAACUAUUUCACUGGAUGAACACGAAGCAAAGUCCUUAAGUAAGUCUAUUAAAGAAAGGUCUUUGGGACUUGGAUUCGUUCACUUCCAGAUUCAAUCUUGGAAAACCUGUGGUAUCAACCCAAUUCAUGACCGAUAGCUAUAAAGACUGAAAAGAAGGCAAUUCUCCAAAAACUUUCAAAGAGGAAGCUAAGCAUUAGAUAAUACCUGCUGGUGAAACCUCUUCACCUCUGUUGAUUAAGUACUAACAAAGAUCGAUAAGAUGGUAUUAUUUUGCUGUUUGACCACACAGGUUAAUUAAAAAAUAAUGUAUAAUAAGGGAUAACCCCUACCUUUGUCAUGAUUGCAAUAAAAACUGAAUUUGAAGUAUUU